Molecule: messenger RNA, 43435 nt
Organism: Pocillopora meandrina
Lineage: Eukaryota; Metazoa; Cnidaria; Anthozoa; Scleractinia; Pocilloporidae
Source: the annotation of a GenBank genome assembly
AUGAGCGCCAGACCACAGGGCCGUGGUAGGCAAACACGCAGAGAUCGUUCUCAGCGAAACAGAGGCCGAGACCACUCUGCAGACUCAGUUAGUAGCACGACAAGUACUCAAAGUGAAAGAGAAAGAGAUCGAGAGAGAGAACAACGGAAUGGGCGGAACUCCAGACGACGUCCUGAAAAGAAAGAUGAGCGAGGUAGACGUAGAAAUGAGGAAGGUAGAAGAGAUGUACAUGUACCUGAUAGAGAAGGCAGCAAAGCCACUGAUAAGGAUAAAGGAAAGCUACGCUCAGAGUCUGAGAAACUACCUCCUCGCGGAAGAGGUGAACCCAACCGAGAUCCUUCAAGGGAGUUAAAUCGAGACAGUUUUGGUUCUAAAGGUUCCACUAAUGGUUAGUGCAACGAUUUAACAUAUUUCUACCACCUUUCUUGAAUAUCUGGCGUAUCACAAAGAUUUUGUGCAGAUAAUUUGCAUACUCGCGAGAGACAAUUACAAAUUCUCGUUGUAAUCAGUUCCGUUGUCUGAAUUUGAAAGCCGCAGUUGUAAAUGAUACACUAUUUUUGGAAAAUCACUUGCAAUCGUAGUUGUUUUGCUGACGCGAUAUUUUAAAGUACCAUCUGCUUAACUUUUGAUUAGUUCUUUAGACCGAUAAAUUUUUGAUAUUCAUCAAAAGGAAAUUGGUGAUUGCGCUAAUUUCGGCUUCCGGCUUUACUUGUUUAUGACACCUCUUUCCUUCCUAAUUGGUUUUUAUAUCGUGACGGUGGUACAUAGUCUAAAUUCACUUUUAAAAUACUCUUUCCUAUCGAUGUUUAUUGGUUUGACAAGCUUAUUUGAUAUUAUUCAUUUUAUCAAUUGCUUGUUUCUUUUUUCUUGUUUGUAACUUGUUAUUUUAAACAGGUUUGCAAUUUUUUUGUUUACCUUUUGUCAAUUUGCUGACUUACAAAAAUCGUUUCAGUAGAUACCAAAUAGAUUAUCCAUAUGUUCUCAAGGAAAUGGGGAAGUUAACUAAAACAUUUCUAAAAUUGCUCCCCCAGUCACUGUACCAGAGCAAAUCUCCUGAAGAAGAAAGCACAGAGACAAACAAACCAACUGCAUCAGCAUUUUUAUGGUCUCUAGAACAUAGAUGUAUGCGAGAUGAACCUUCCCCCCCACUCCCUUAACUCUGAUUAGCUUAAAAUUUCUCUAAAUCAUUGACAAUGCAAGAGACCAUUGAUGCAGGGAUUGUAAAUUCCUAGCAACAACAAGUAGGAAAGAACAAAAAAACAAGGAACAUCAUGGUUGUAAAGAGCUGGUGCAAGUAUUGGGUAAUUUCUCAGACACUUGCACUAUGACAAGUUUUAGGACUGUUUUUGUGUUAUGUUGUGUUCUUAGGCAUGCCACCUUACUUAUUCUCACUGUACCUGUCUUAAUGCAAUAGUAGAAAUGCACAUGAUUAAACUAUCACGGGAACUUGGCCAAAUUCUGGGGGGUGACUUGUAGGGGACCACCAUCCCAUUCAAGGGAGGAUCAGGAAUUCUUGCAGUAAUUUCAUACUCUGGGAACUGAGGUAAUCUUGAACUGCAAGGGCUGCAAGGCUUGUGGGAAGACUUAUUGUGUACUGAAGGUAUGGUUGUUUUACUUUCAGAGCAAAUUAAUAUGUUUGGCGAUGAUUCUCGUUUGUCGCAUCUUGUUAAGAGGAUUACCAAAGAGUCUGAGCGAGACAGGCGUUUGACUGCAGCUCAACAGUUUGAGGAAUUCCUUAAUGCUCCUGAGAAUUCUCAGGUACUGCAAGAUAUACAUAUAUAAUGAUUAAAAUUGCUAGGGCUUUAUUAGUAUUGACUGAACACCUUCAUUUGAAAACAAAAAUUUCAAAGUUCAAAUGAUUCCUUAAACUUGUCAAAAGAGGGUUUCCCUUUUUUAGCUUGUGAGAUUGUAUUGUUUUUGUUGUUGAUCACCAUGGAUUUUUCACCUGAAGGUACCUUUUAUUUCCAGGUGGUAGACAAGCAUGCAGAGAAUCUAUUUGUAGUUGUAGAAGAUAUACUCUUUGAAAGGUAACUAAACUCUUCUUCAGGAGGCAGACAUGUCAUGAUAACCUUGUGGGCCUAAUUUUCUUGCCUCAUGCAGAAAGGGAACAAAAAAAAUGUUGCAUUUAGAAAUGUUCAUGCUUUAAGAUGUAUGGACUAAAAAGGGAUUAACUCAUAAAUUUGUUUCUUACAUAGCAUUGUACUUUCAGUGGGCCAAGAUUUGGAUUUCUUGGAUGUAAACACUGUCUGCUGCUGUGCCAAUGCAUCAAAUUUGUUAAAAUAUUUAGUGAACUAGAGGAUAGUUUGUUUAGAUUAUUUUAACCACUUUUUGCUUCAAGUGAAGUCUUCAGUGAAAAUGUUUACAAUAAGUUGCUUUUGGUAAAUAUUUUUAUUUUCAAAAUAAUUUCAGGGGACAACCUGAGCUGAAGGAAAAAAUAGCAACAUGUGGUGGUAUAAUUGGUGGAAUUUUAGGCAAUGAAGCUGGAAGGUAACUGUUUCAUUGAAUUCAAGCCAGACACAUUUAAAUCUGGCAAGCAUGCAUACAUCUCAGUGCUCUUUAUUUUUAUGGCUUAAUUGGCAAUAGAAUGGGAAUUGAAAGGAAAAGUCAAAAGCCUUUAUAAACCAAAUUUCACGAUCAACCAGCUACCUCCCUUGAAAACUCUUGGUGCUAUUAUGAUAAGUGUAGUUAAUUUAUUAAUAUUUUUAUUUCAAAGAUUUUUUCAGUGGAUAUUUGCCAAGCUUGAGUCAUCUGCAUCAGAUGAAGUAAAGAUCUUUCUGCUAACAGCACUCUACAAGGUAGUUUUACAUUUUAUUGGGUCUCAAUUGUUAUUAUCUGGUUUCUACUAUGCAUUAUGUUUCUAUUAUGUGGUUAUCUAUUUUGGACACUUGAUUAAAUAUUUGGUCCAUCUACUGACAAUGUCAAACCUUCACACCUUUCUCUCUUAGUGAUAGAAAUGAAUCUUUUUUAUACAAUAAUUUUUUUUUGGUGUUUUACUUCACAUUUGCGUUCAGUAAAAGUGAAAAAAUCAUUGCAUGAAUAAAAAAGAACUUGGCCUGAUAGGAAUUGUAUUGUGAACUGUGAUAUCUCCCUCUGAUUGUGUCAGUAGUCACCAUUUCCACAACAUCUAUCCUUCCUUUUAUCAAGGUUUAAAGAGGAGAUGGUAUAGUUUAAAAUGGAAUUUGACUUGGAUGGUCUUUUGAAACUGGGUUGGUUUGUAUUUUACUUUGUUUAAUAAUUUUGAUAACUGAAUAAAUAAUUUAAUUGAUCUUUGUAUCAUUUUUUUCUAAAAGGCAAUCCAAGUAGACACUAAGAACAAAUACUUCAGGGAUUUUAUGACGGUAAGAAGCAGUAGUCAAUUACCCUCUCUUGACUUCUCAUCCUGAUAAAAAGGGACCUUUGUUUCUAACAACAAAAUUCUUUACUAUUUGCAGAAUGUCAUGAGCAGCUUGCAAAAUAUCUUGGAAAAUGUAGACACUUCAGGUAUUAGGGAAAACUUAUUUAGAAUUAUUAUAAUAUAAUUGGGUAUUGGUAAAUGAUAAGAGAGAUUAAGUUGUAAAUGCUUAAAUGCUUUCAUUAUAUGCUUGGAUGUAUUGUAAACAAUGUAAAUGUGAUGUUGUUGAUUGACAGACUUACUACGUGCAGCCCUGAAUGUGAUGAUGCCGAUUGCCAUAGACUAUCCACAUGCUUUUGCUGGUCAUUUCAGGGUAAGCUCUAUUUGAUAAGUUUGGAAGGAUAAUCUGUGAAUUGUUAUGAUUGUAACUACUUAUCUACUCCAUUCUUAUCAAACGGAUGUAUUCAACCCGUUUUUUCUGGCUCAGGCACAAAUAUACUGAACAUGGACAAUUAUACCACUGUAAUUGAAAAAAGAAAACUUCUCUCUCAAUACGUUUUUGGUUUUCCAUUUGGGUUUUUAGGAUACCGUUGACAUCCUUGUUGGAUGGCAUAUUGACACUUCUCAGCAGGCAUCUCUUACCAGCUACACUUCAGGUUUGGUGGCAGUUGUGUAUUUUUCUGGUAUUAAUGACAUUUAGCAAGGAUUUAAGUCUAGCAUUUUUAUCCAAGUUGCUGAGACACCUUAGCUUGGCUUUUUUUAUUUUUGUCUCAGCAACUUCACAUAUAAGUUAGGAAAAGAUUUUGAACUUUUACAGACAAUAGUCAAACCAUAAUAUGAUUAUUUAUUUUAAUUGUGAUAGACACAUAACUAAAAUCAGACAUGUUUUAUUUCUGUGCUGUUGUUAUGUAUAUUUUCUUGAAAUGUUUUUUGUUUUUUGCUGAGUCAGAGUUCUUGACUGUACAUCACCAUGAAACAGUAAAUUUUGCUACAGUUCAUUAUAGAAGUAACAAGUAACCUUUUUUUAACUAUCCUAAAAAAAUUUGUAUUUCUUCAUCAUCCCUCCUCCAACUGUCCAUUGCAGUUCAUGCUCCUAUCUCUAAUGACUGACUGAUUUUCUAUAUCACAGAAUGUCUGGUAAAGCUGCAUGACUACUGGGCAUCAGACAUGGCCUUUUCGCUAACACUGCUCAGUCAGUUUUUGGAAGAUAUGGAAGCUUAUGCAGAAGUAAGGAGGAAAAAAACGAUUAGUUUCAUGAGAGGUUUCCGUCAUGCAGUUUUUCAUAUAGUCAUUUUUGAUUGAAUUUUGUUUUUGAAACAGUAAGUGAUGGAUGUGACUUAUGGUAAUAAUUCUCCUUUAAAAAUGGCAUAGCAAGUACUCAGCCAUUUUUAGGCUUUGGUUUGGUAUCAUUGUAGAAUUUAGAACUACUGAACUCUGUUUUGAGAUAUCACUUAUAUCAGAUUGCUGGUGAAAAAAUCCCAUAGGUGCAGCACUUGAAGGUUUAUCAUUGUUUUUUAUUCAAAGACAGAGGUUAAAAUCUGCAAUCUUCUUUACUUGACUUUCGGUUACUGUACUUAUCAACAGGAACUAGGCAUGUUGUCUAACCAAGUGGUCUCCUCAGAUGAAAUCCCAUCACCUUAUGUGUCUCUCCCAAGGCUGACAGCACUAGUGAGGUGAAGUAGCAAUUCCAUUCCGAUUGCAGUACAAGGAAUAUUUAACAUCUAGAAUUAACUGGACUAGAGAGCUUUAAUUCCCCUCUCCAACUGCCAUACAUUUUGUUGUAAUUGGUUAAGAGAAUUUGUUUUUAAAACAAGAUAAUAGGAUCCAAGUGAUGGGUUGGUCUUUUCCAGUCACAAGCUUGUUGGAAAGCAUAUUGAUAUUUCCAUGAUAUGUUACAUUUUGACCUUGAGAGGAAGGUGAAUGCUUAAUUAAUAAUACAAUAGUUUUGGUGAUAGUUAAGAUGGUAUAUCAACUUUUUCAUGGAUGGCUGCCAUUGGUGGAAAAAAAUAAGUUUUACCAUGAAGGAUCACUAGUAACCAGCUAUAACUCUUGCAGUGUCUUUGUUAUGCUCUACAAUUAUUUGUAAUAUUUCUAUAUUAAAAUUUUUAUUUUUCACUCUGGUUUUCAGAGUAUUUACAACAGUUGUAAAUGGCAUAGGACCAAGCUUUUCACCAAAUAGAAGUCCAUCCAUUACACCUCCAUAUUUAACAGAGGUAUCAACUGCUUUCCUUCAUUUUCUUUUGCUAUAUAUAGAGGAAGAAGACUUCUUCUAUGAGAAGGUGUCAACAGGAUUAAUACUUUAAUGAUAUUAGGUAUACAUAUCAGCAUGAACCAAUCACACACCAUUGUGUUUUUGUUUCAGUUGAUUCAAAGGAUUAUUCAGUGCAUCAACAUGUCUGGGUACUCUUACUAUUAUGAAAAGCUCUUUGUGUCAGGUAGGUUUGUCAAUUUUCAUGUUAAAUCAAACAUAAUAUUAUUAAAACCCAAACCGACAAGAAAGCAAACCAGGUAGAUAUUUACAGUGUACAAGAGGGGUCAAGGAGGUAAACUCAGAACUGCUAAGGGACAUCUCUAUCUGGUGGUCAGGGAAGGACUUGAACAUUGGACCUCCAUAUCAUAGUUCUGGAGCUCUCAUCACUUGAUCAUACUGCCUCUCACAAUUACCCAUAAUUCAUGUUUUAUAAUUCAACACCUUUCUUAUUUCUUUUUCAGCCAAUGAGUGUUUAGAGUCCAUGUGUUCAUGGUUACAGCCUUAUUUCUCAUGUUGCUGUGAAAUAACUGCAUCUUUUGUGAUUCAACAACUGCAGAGCAGUUCAUGUGUCACUUAUCCUCAUAUAAUGUCUGCCCUUCAACUAAUACAGAAGGUAAAUGAAGCUGUAAAUUGGAUUAUUGUUGUGUUGUGUUUGAAGUACAACUUUUUCUUUCUUGAGCAAAAGACAGUACAAGAGAGAGUAGCAGCAACAUUUUGUUUUUUCAUUGUUGGUGUGCACUAUUUCAGUGUCAGUGUCACUGCCAGUUGCUCGGAAGUGAAUAGCAAAAGAUAUUUAGAGUGUACCUUCAAUGCUAAUCACGGUUUUAGUACAUGCUAACUACCAAUGCUUUUAGUCUUCACAAAACUUAAGCAAAGAGCACUCUGCAAACUGUAGCUGUGUUUUUAAACUUUCUAGCAGUAUUUUUAAACUAAACAAUCCCUCUGUCAAUUAAAUUAUUGUCCUUUCUCUUUGACAGGUCAUCAUUCAUGUCAACACUGCUAUCCCAGCAACUUUCAUUCAACAACUCUUAGAACCAGGCUCUCCUGUAAUGAAGUUGCGCUUAUGCUCUGAUCAAGCAGUGAGUACAAUAUAAACAGAUUUCAGUUAUUUUUAAGUCACUUGGAACCUCCUUAUAUUCAUACUUGCCCCCCUUUGAUGAGUUAACUUUUAGGGAUACAACACACACAGCUUGUGAUCUGCAGAAAGUAAUCUGGGCCAUCAGGUUGAGAAUUGAAUAAUUGAUUAGCACUUAGCCUCUCCCUAUAAAGUCCAUACGCUAUUAAUCUGAGAAUACUCAAAGUUGUUAUCUUGAUAAACACUUCAUUCUUGUAAUUAGAUUCACAACUUAGAGAGACACUCAUUGAAACUAAAUUCUUUUCACCAGAACCUCAGGCAAGUGAGCUCAAGCACAGCCCUCUUUUAUCCUAACUUGCACACACUGUGUACUGGCUGUAGGGACUGGGUUGUUCAAAGCUGGGUUUGGAUAACCCAGGAUUAGAGUGAAAGUUCAUUUCAGAUCUGAAAGCUUUAAAGGAAAAUCCACUUUAUUAGUUAUAAUUCUACAAUUUGAUGAUUAGAUGCUCAAAAAAGAAUAGAGAAAAUUAUCCCUAAAAGGCCUUUGAACAAAGGAAUAAAGAAAUCUGGAUUGAAAUUUAACCCUGGGUCAGCACUAGUUAGCCUUGGAACAACUUGGCCCAGUGACGUCAACAAGUCUCCCUUUAAAGUUCAGCCCAGCACUUGUAGAAAUAGUUUGGACCCUCUCUAAAUUUACUGUAUUUUAACAUUGCAGGUGCUGUCAUUAGUGAUGAAGAUUUAUCAGGGUUUCCUUGGUAUCCACGAUGUUCCACUUUUAGAGACAGCUUAUAGGUGAAAGUCUUCUCCUACAGUAUUUCUUUUGCACUUUUACACAGAUUUUUCCACAAUUAAUUUUUUGUUUGCUUUGUUUUUUGGUAUUUUUGGCAAAGUUUGAAUUUGGAAAAAGUAAUUAUAACUUACAGUUGCAAAUGUUAAUUGGGAAGGCUAAAGGCAAACUGAUUUGCUGAGAAAUAUCAGCAAUGCAGCAAUGUCUUGUACCUUGUUUUUUGGGUUUCCAAAAACAGACUAGAUUAGAAAUAGAUCAAAGAGAGUGUAUUCCAGAAAAGCUUUUACGUGCUGCAAGACCUUUAUCAUUAAUUGUGUAAAAUACAUACAUUAAUGCAUGUAUAAUUAUCAGUCCUCAUCAUUUUGAUAGAUUGAUCUUUAAGUUCAUAUUAGCAUGUGACAGGAAUAUGUCACAUUGCAAGUUUCAAGAAACCUGUGUGAUAUUUCCUCAUUCCAUCCAUUUUUUUUCUCAGAAUUGCUGUGACAGAACUGAUCAGCAGCUUUAACCUUCUGCAUAAAACACUUCAAAGCCUUGAAAUGAGUGACAGCAACUUAGAGCCUCUUACAAGUAGCAGUAAUGAGGAAACAGGUUCACUUAAUGCAGACAAGGACAUGCAGAGUGAUGCACUGAAUACUGAGGGGAGUACCCCUGUUCCUAUUCCAGUACAGGUGCAAAGUUCUCACGAGUUGGAGAGUAUCAUCAUCUUUGAUCUGUGUGCUCUGUCUGAGAUUGCAACAACUAAGUCAGCAAUUUUGAGGGUGAGAGAAGGCACACAUUUUUCUAAUGUAAAACUGAGUUUUUGAAACAUUUGGUAUGAUCUUUUAUUUGUAGUUCAGAGAAGGUGGUGAGUUGAUGGAAGAUGGUGGAUUCCAAGGAUACAUGUUUUCCUCUUUACUCAUUAGCAGAAAGAUACAAAACCUCUUUUGUCUCUUGCUGUUUGAUAUUGCAACAUGUAAUUGCACAGAUGUAAAGUUUAUUUUUAAUAAAAUUUUAUUUUGCAGUUGUGGAAGCUUUCCCCAAGUACCUACCAGUUGCUUACUCAACAUUUGGAUGCAUGUGCAUGGAAGAUUGCAGUGUGCCAUCCCUCUGUACAAUACACCAUUCUACAUGCUCUUUACACAUACUGUCAGAGGUAAGGUGUUUCUGUAUAAAUAUAGCUUCUCUCAACAUUUAGACCUGGAGAAACAUGAAAAACCAUAGAACUUAACUUUCACCUCCUGUUUUUCUCAACCCUUCAACUCUCAGAUGUGAUCAACGUGUUAUUUCUCCUCACAGUUUUUAACUAUUAUGCACGUAAUAGGUUAGGAGAAAAGUCAAACAUAUCAGCUGAAGAGUCUUUCCUUGAUAAACCUUAAGUUCUCCUAAGUCACCUUUGAGGAAAUACAUAGCAGUCAGAAGAGAGAAUUGCUAUUCAGAUCUUGGGAGUUGGGGGGUUUCAUUUCAUUGUUGCUAUACCUGAGUUAUUGUAGAUUUAAUCUACUGGUAUUUUCUCUUACCCAUUGAUUGAAUUAAUUUUAAUAAAUUAUUUUUCAUUUUCUUAAUUUAUUACUCUUAUCUUAAAUUUCUCUGACUUUUGUCAGAUUGUGCUAACAUACUUAGUUACAUGUAUACAUUUAACAUGUACUGUUCUGUUUCAGGUACAACCAUUUUCUUCCUAGUUCACCAUCAGAGGGUUUGCAUUCAUCACCAGAUGGGGACAUGGUUUCAAUGUUCAGCCUAAUUUCCAAAGUGCUUGGAAAUUCAAGCACAUCAGAAGAUUCCAGGUUCAACAAAAUUCUUUUCAGUUAACUUGAUCUUAUUGUUGGUUAGAUUAUCAUUAUAAGAGGAGAUACAUCUAGAAUAUGCACUUUGGUAUUUUGCUACAGGGACAUAAUCAGUGUAACAUUUAAAGAUUUCAAUGCUCUUAGAAUGGUGCAGAAUUUUAAUAUGAUAACACACUCAGGUGAAUUUUAGUGACUUAACUUGCAUCAAAUAAAAUAAAGGAACUGUAUGAAGCAGUUGUGUUGGCAGAAAAAGUUCAACUACUUUUAACUUUUCUGCAGAUGCAAGUUGUCCAAACAUCACCUCUUCUUUCAUAUGCAUAAAAAAUUCAGGUCUCCUAAUGCAGGUUGAAUUAUACAACAGCAGAAAUCUAGCUUAAAGGUUGCAACUUUGAUAACUUAACUGGAUCUGCUGACUUAUUUAUGAAUAUGACAAAAUUCCUUUAACCAUAGUGAUAUUUCAUUAGAAAAUUGUGUCUAGUCUGGUUGGUGGAGGUCUUGGACAAAGCAGUGACCAGUGGUGUUCUUGGAACAGUUGUUAGGCAUGUAAACCUGGAUUCUAUUGCAGAGAGCAUUUUGCCAUCUUGUAAGUGUAAUAAUGUGGUUUUGUCCACAUUGCUGUUGAUUUAUAGGUAAUUCCUUGUGUUUCUUUAAGGAGAGAGGGCGUGAUAGUCAAUCCAAAAAUCACCUUAAUUUUGUUUUGUAGCAGGGGUGGAAAACAACGAAAGUUGGCUGAACAUUAGAUGAACAGCGACAAUAUUAACUUCUGUCUUUCUGAGUGUCAUUGUUAUUUUUCUUUACAGCAUUUGACCAUAAUCCCAGCAUCUCCUUGGAAGUUUCUUUCUGCCUGAAUAUUUUAGUUGACCUUAAUGUCCUAUCCAGGAGCUGCUUAAGAAAGUAAGUACUGUUUGGUUCUCAACAUGUUUAAAGAACAAGUUGAAUGAGUGACAGAAUGAUUGUUUCUUUUUGUAUGAUAGAUUUUUUGAAGACUGUGCUGUUCGGUUAAUGGAUUUGAAUAAAGAUGUUUGUACGAGUUACCAGCAACUUAUAGGAACACUACCAAUGGACAUUUUAACAAGGUUUGUUUAAAGUGGACAUGUGAAUCUAUAAAGAAUGUUGUGUCAAUGUAACUGUAGACUGGCCAUAAAUACUAGAUAACAAAAAACAUGACAACUGAUUAUGUGACUAAGGAACUCAGGUCACCAAAUUGGUGUUGCAAAUUUAAUGGCCAAAAAUCAUUCCACCAGCUAUGCCAACCAAAGUUGCUGCAGCUUACAACUUUCUGUAAUAAUUUUGUUUUUUUUUUUGGUUUAUUGUUUGUGAUUAUCAUAUCAUCAGAACCAAAAAAUCCACCAUAAUGUGGUGUGUUUCUCUUAGCUCCCUCAGCCAGAGCUUGUUCGAGUCUAGAAGAAGUCAAGGUAGAAGCAGUGAACAUGUUGGCAAACCUCUGACAACCAGUUGUAGUGAUGUAUGGUUGGCUCGCAAAGGUCAUGUUAUCAAGCCUCCCUCAGGCUCUUUCCACUCACAUGAUUUUCAAAUUGUCAUGGGAUUCAUUCUGUCUGGUGUCUUUCCAAGGUAGGUGAAUUAUAUACCAGUUAAAAAUUAUUGCAAUCUCUUUCAUGAAAACAUACAUGUAUGACUGUUCCUUUCUCUCUUUUCUUCUCCUAGAUCAAAUUGUAAUUCUCCUUACUGUCAACCAUACAAUUGUUAUAAUUUUAGUUCAGAGAAUUUAAUAUUGGAUCAACUAAUUAUCCCCAAAGUGGUAUUUUUCUGUAUUCUCAUCUCUUAUCUGGUUGAUAUUGUAUUGAUACUGUAAGGAGAAACUCUGUCUUGGUCACUCAUGGAAAUUAAAGGGUUAACACUUUGACCCUUAAGAGUGACUAGUGUCUAAUUCCUUCCAACAAUAUCACCCCUGAAUCAAAAAAGAAUAAAGGAAAUGAUUGCCUACCACAGAAUCACUUGAUUGUUGAACAAAUUUUCCUUGUCAGGACCCAAGGAAAUUUAUAGAGAAAAGUAUGGAGAAUAUGUAUAAUGAUAUUAGGGUGUAAAGGGUUAACCAAGUUCCAAGAAUGGUUUGUAUUUCAGUUGAAUACAGUUAAAGGCAACUUAACUCAGUAAACAACAGUAUGAUGCUGGUAUUUGUCCAGCUUUCAUUGGUGGCCAAUUUUACUGCUUUUUUGGAAAGCACCAACAUGUGACUGGAAGCUUAGUUGGUGGUUGGCAUACUGAACUGAAGCCUGAAUUUUGUAGGCUUUUUUUUCUGCCAUUUCUUCAAAUGUGGUUCACCUGUGAGGAUUAAUUCAUUUGUUGAUAUCAUCCACAGGAUGACAUUGUAAUUGUUUCAUAAUUUGUGAUUACUGAUUUUGUUUGAUGAGCUGUGGGUGUUUCCCUUAAUGCCCAGUGGGUUUUAAAGAGGACAUACAUGCAUGCAGAGAUCAUCAGAGUUGUUGAUUUUUUUGUCCUGUUUUCUUGCAGCAAAGAAGCAAAUGCUGACUGGUUGUUUAGACUUUUCCACAGUUGUAAUAGAGUUCAGAAGUAUGCAGAAUCAGAGAUGCUGCAGGUAUAUCUUACAUUAAGGAGGAAGUUCAUGUACAUAUAAUUAUAUACAUAUAAUUAACCACAAGUAGUUGUUGUUGGACAUUGAUUUGAUUUAUUUAUUUUUUUCACAUCAGUUUAGCAGAUGCCAAUCACUGCUUUGGUUCUGGGCCACAUGGGAAGCAGCUCAGUUUUGCAUUUUGUCUCGCUUGCGAACACCACUUGGCAGAGCUCAAGAAACAUUCCAGUCAAUAGAAGGUAAAUUUUUUUUGGUUCUUGAUGAUCUCCCUUCAUCAUGAUGAGCUCCCUUCAUCUAAACCAAUUUGUUCCUUUUUUUCUCUGUGUAAAACCUGCUUUUAGAUCUGUCUCCUUACUUUAAAGUGCAGCAUAAGAAAUGGUUCUUGAUGAAAAAAUACUUUAUGUAUGACUUUCUUUAUUUGUCUCAGAAAAACAUUAAGAGUCAGAUCUUGAGAGAUGUAAUUUCCAAACUGAUUUUCUUUUUAGGUGCUCUACAGAAGUUUGAGCUGGAUGCUAGGGGAGAACAAGAGGAGAAAAACAAAGGAAAGCAUGAAGAGCCAGGGUCCAAGGAAGAGGAAGGGAAUGAAACAGGUUUAGACAUCAUGGUUUCUCAUCUUUGCCCCAAUUUUUAAUCAGUUUUCUCCUGUUAGUUAAGUUUUGUUGUGAUGUCAUCAAACUUUGUUCUUUGAUUUACCUUUUUACUUUUCUUAUACAGCUCCUGGUCCAAAAUCUUACAUGAACCACCUCCAGUCUGUUCUAUUGCUGCAGUUUGUAGAGAAUCUAGAAAAACUCAUGUACAAUGGCUAUGAAGGCUGUGUUGUGGGUCUGCCUUCACCACCCAAGGUACAUAAAAAAUUAAGGCUCUGUUUUUUGUUUUUAUGGUGGGAAUUGGCUGGUAGUAAUAGCUAUGUUAGAUGUGGAUCCUCUGCUUAGUUGCAGAUAUUGAUUGAAAAAUUCCUAUUUCAGUCUGUUCGCAUAUUUUUCCGCACAAAUCGAAGCACUUGCAUGGAGUGGCUUACCAGAGUGAGAAAAGGGGUGAUGACCAUUGGUACUUUGUGUGGCUCUCCUGCAGUAACUGUCUGGCAUGGAUUUCAAGCAUUGCAAGAAAUGAAGGCAGCAGGAAUCACCAAGGUGCUGUGCAUUGAUUUGGUAUUAAUUACAUGUAUGUAGCUACUAACAGAAAAUUCUGAAAUGAGAGAGUGUAGGUAAAAUCGAGCUGGAGCCCCUGUGUGUGGUACUUAUCAUUGGUGCACAAGGUCCUCUUCACACAAAUUUUAAAUGGAGACUGCAUAUCUAUAUCCAUGCACAGCUAAGUGGCUAAGAUUAGGGCAUUCUGAGACCACAAUUUGUCGAAUGUAUAUUACUGAGUGUCUUUUAGACAUCUUUGCUUUCCCUCUGAAAUAUAAUUUCAAUAUAGGGUGAAGACUUUGACAAAGCUGUAUCACUGACAGCCCAAGCCUUGUGUGAGUUGAAGAGUGCACAUGCCAUCUCUGGUUUAAUGGCCUGGUGUGAGCAAGUUUCUGGUCAGAAAUAUUCUUGGAUGAAUGGCACAGUAACCAAGGCUAAGGGAUGGUAAGUGAAGGAAUGGUUAAAAUGAGCAUAGAACACUGAAAAUUGUACCUCACUUUUUGUUUACGUAAAUUUUUUAUCUUGAACACAUGAACAGUGGACAACACAUGGGCUGCUUUCCAUUUAGCUGUAAUUUCCUGGUUAAUCUUCCAGGAAUUUUAUUGGAUCUAACGAGAAGGCAUUUUCUUUAAAGCUCAGAGCUUUACUUUCAUUGUCACUUAUCAAGGAUAGUCCAAAACAUUAGAUACUUUGUGAUGCUACAAAUUGUAUUCUAUUCUAUGCUGCGAGCAGUUUAGUAGUGUGCAUUAAAGUCUUGUUUUCUCUUUGUCCUGGAUUUCCUGCCACUAUUUAUUUGUUACUUUCUGUCAGAGAAGUGAUGGAACAGAACUGAAUAAUUCCCCCAACACUGGGACUUAAUGUCACCUUACAUUUUUAGGUACGAAUGCGCUGCAAAAGAGUACAAAGUAGCUGUGGAAGGCGUGUCUAAAGGAACAGAGAAAGGCCAACAAGAUGAAAGGAAGACAUCUGAAGUUUCUACGCCUAGCAUUGUGACAACAUUCCUUGUUGAUGAGGUAUGGUCGCUUGUAUCCAAAAAGCUCUCUGUAAGAAGUCACAAAGUCAAAGAAUUCAUCUUGGGAUUUUACUGAGAGUUGCAAUCUCGUCUUUAGGUUGCAGACUGCUAUAUGAAGUUAUCAUCAUGGAAUGAGGUUUCAGAGUGGCAGAAACAUGUCAGUAACCUCAGGAAACACUGCACAGACUCUGGUGUACAGCAUUCGCUAAUGGCAAAUGUUGACACAAAUUAUGUCAAGUAAGUAUUGCUUCUGAUAAUUUUGAUUUGCCAUGGUUUUUCUCCCUGACAAUAGAUCCAGAGUUUUGCUUAUGAAGUGUCGUUGUCAACAAGUUGUCUGAGUAAAGCAUUGUUCUUUUGGGGGAAUUUUGUGUUCCUUAGCAGAGGACUGGCCACCAGAACUUAUUAGGAUUGUUUGUUAUCCAAAUACUCCUAAGAAGCGGAAUUAAAGACCAUUUUAACAAAUUUUUCUUUUGGAGAUCAGUGAUGUCAAAUUAGGGUUAGGGAUAAGGGGGUAUUCAUAAUAACUUAUCAAUGCCUGAUUUUUUUAGGGCCUUGAGCAAGUUUGAGGAAUGUGACUUCAUAUCAGUGCGAAACCAUCUGCGAUUGGUCCCUGGAGCAGCACUUAACUCUCUGACUGAGAAUCUAAACAAGUCUGCUUGGUCUGCAAAACUAAAUCACCCUGACACAACAUUCAGUCCCGUGUGGGCACCAGACAAGAUUGAGCAGACGGCUGAGCUCUCCUUGAUCCAGGCACAGACACUCUUUUUUACCUCUGGAAAUUUAAAAGCAAAGACAAAGGACAACAAUUCGAAAGAUGAAAAAAUCAUGUAAGUAAUUUGGAAGAGUAGGUUAUGUCAGUUUUUUUAGUGCUGCUCUUGUUUUGCUUCUCCUGAAUCUCUAAUUUGUCUUUAAUAAAAAUUGCAUUUCUUCUUUCAGCCGAUCGGAUGUGAACCCAACCAGUCUUUACUUUGGUUUCGGUUUUACCAUUCUCAUUUGGAUUGGAAACCAAUGUCAUUACUUUUUUUUUCUCUAUAGUCAAACUAUAAAAGAGUGCGUCCAUCAUGCCACUUCACUUUCGGAAAGAGUUCUUCAAAUUGGAACAUUGGGCUGGCCACUGGAAGUGUCUGCCUCACAUAUCACACAAUUGCAAUUUGCUACAGCUAUGGAAGAUAUGGUAGAAUCUACUCGUCAUCAGGUAUUUUCCCUACUUACAACUGCUACUUUGCCAUUGUAGGUCAGAAACAACAGCACACCAAUCCCAUGCUGUGAGUUACUGCAGAGGGUCUAACAUUUUGUAUGGCUUGUGGUAAAGAAAAAUUUGAAUCAGUGCUACUCGUGCUUCCAAAAGCUUGUUGGGGAGGGGGGUUAGGGGGGUUGGGUUGAAUUUGAAUGAUAUCGGUCAAACUAUACCAGUCAGUAGUCUGUUGUACUUUGGUAAGCAGGAAUGGCUAGGUGAUGAAAGCAAUUGUCUCUCCAGUUCGACCCGAAAAACAGAGGACAAAGAGUCAUCGUAGAGAAGAUCACAACUGAAUUCCAAUUUAUCUGCUUUUAUGCUUAGUUUGGGGCAAGUUGAUUGUGGUAAAAAUAAUGCCAAAUUCUUUGUUACUCUGUUUCUUUAUUAGGAGGAUUAUUCUCCAUCAUUUUUACGUGGAAUUGGUAAUUUUAAUGUUGAUCACACUCAGCACGACUGUGCUGUCCUGAUGAAAGCAUUACGAUUUUGUGGAAACCUUCAUUACUUGGCCAAUUCGAUGGGAAAACAUCAAAAUCAGUUCAGGAGGGAACUGAUUUCAUUACAGAUGGGAGCAGUUCAACUUGCACGGAAGCAUCACAAUUUUAGUCUAGCACAAAAGCUGUUGGUGAAACAAAUGUCAUUGCUUGGAAAUACAGCUAAGGUUUCACAGGACUCAAACUGCAGCAAGAAACAUUUUUUUGAGCUAUUUAUGGAGAGCUUAAAUGAUUUAUCUCUAGCCACUGCCAAACCCGUUGAUGGAAUGGAAAUUCAACGAGAAUUUUCUAAGUUGGCUUUUUCCAUGGGUCACCCUUCAGAAGCUGUGUUUUCUCUUGCCGAGAGCAUUUCCCAUUAUGCAAACCUGGGAGAUAUUGACUCAAAUGUGGGUGCGUUAAACUCAAAAUCACUCCUCACACUUGCCAAAUGGCUGCUUAAUGACCGGAAACUUCUAACUGCAGUCACGAAGGUUAAUGGAAAUGGUCUCUCUGUAGCGGCAAAAAUCAAUUCCUUGUGUGAGUUAGAGACAAGUUACGUGAGUCUUGGUCAUAGCAACCUUAUCCCCGCCCAGGAAGAAUCCGAGAACGGUUUGAAUUCCAGCUUUGUCACCAGUGUGGCCAAUGGUGUCACUGAUGCAGAAUCAGUUUGUGGCCAGCUUCUGCACUUGGCCACCAUGCAAGCACCAGAUCUGGGCAAAGCUUGGUUCAACUUGGCUGGGUGGUGUUACCGAUGGGGAAGAAAGACUGUUGAGCAAGCCAGGUUUGUUUAGUUGUAUUAUUCUGAGAAACUGCUUUUCGCGCACUGCUUCCAAAACAAAAUGCUGCUACUCGCGAAACGAUUUACAAGGACAUUAUUCUUUUGCAGGACACUUAUUUUUAGGAAAAUUUGCCAUGCUUCAUGAAACAAUUUGUGACUUCAUUCGCGACUUGUCUUCGCGAUCUGUCGUAGCAGCUUCGUACCUAGUGUGUCUAAGGUGUCAGCGUUUUAGUUGCCAAGUCUCUUCCAGUGGUGAAGGAACAGGUGACACCUCAGUCUAUAUUGAACUGUCCGCAAGGAAGAGUUUUUCUUUCUUGUUAGGGAAAUCUAGGUAGUGAAUUAUAAAAUCCGUCGUCGAAAAGAUUGAUGGUUGAUGAUGCAAGCAAAAUCACAGGCGGUCAUUAAAUCCUGAGAAAACUCGACUGUGAAGAAAGCUCGCAAAAUUUUGCAUGUCUACAAAGCCCUCACUAAUGAGUUAUGUUUGCUUCUCUUUAUUAUUCUUGUUUAGCUCAAUGGGGAAUGUAGAUCUUUUACCACAAGAAAAGGAAACAGUCCUACAGAGUCUACCUCAGGUAGGGGCAGUGUCCGCCUCCAUUCUUCCAGGGUUUUGCUUGUGUUGCGAUUUGAUUGAUUGCCAAUGUUAAAUCUCGUUUCUCAUCUUUUUAGAAUGCUCGUCCGGCUGAGGUGGAGUCUGUUAUGCUUGUGCUGGGUCAAGUUCACGUGACGGCAUACUUUAACCAGGAAGAGGAUAUUGGUGAAGAGGAUCAGGUACUAUUGUCUUGUUUGUUUGAUUAGUUCUGCUUUUACAAUUGUACAAUUGUAGUAUUUGCUCGUUGCCGUCACCGUUGCGAUUGCUCAAGAUCUCUAACAGUUUGAUUUUCAUUUGAAAUUGACAAUUGUUUUUUAAUGAUGCGGGAUUUCAUUGAUUUUACUUUUCUACGCUCUGUGAUUGAAUUAGGAACCUCGCGCCGCCCUCUCCACAAAUCUGAUGUAAAACUGAAACCAGUCGCGACCUAAUCACUAAAGUUGGUCACUGUUGAUUCAAAUGGUGGGAUAAAUUAGCAGAUAAUACUAUCCACAGUAUAAAUCGCCAUCCACCUAACCUGCGGAGCAGGCGUAAUUUUGGCGAGCGAGUGCUCGGUGUUUAGUUAGCGAGAAUUAUGACCACCUUCUUUUAUUUUAAUGGCAGCGGAAGGCUGGGGAGAGAAAGAAAUUUGUACCAAGGGGGAGAGCGACGGUCAAAAAUAGGGAGAGGGGUGAGGGUGAGGGGAGUGAAUAUUACUACGCUCCACCAGGAAAAUUUCACAUUCGAAUACUUGCACCUAUGACCUGCUUGCUACUUUGAAUGCUCCUCCACUGCGCUGUAGUAAGAAUCUUUAUGACAUUGAAACCUUUAUUUAGGAGAUUGUGGCUGAAGUGUGCUUUACAUUUUAUAGCUGUACGACGACGGACUGGAAAACACCAAGAAACAGCUUUUGACUGUGUGUCCUGGGCUACAUGACGCUCAGCCGCAGCUGCUUGAGAAUCUGUUGUCAGUGUGGAAAGGUGUUCGAGACAGACUCUUUAAACACUACCAUUUUGCUGCCAAGGCAUACUUCAUGUAUCUCAAGAUGGGAAGUGAGGUAAUUGAAGGACUUGCUGAGUUGCCCUUUCGAGAAAGAGAUAGACUUGAGCAGUAUGUUAUUUAGUUUAAUGUCAAUUAGACUAAGUUCAGCUCAAGGCGUUUUCGGUGAGCAGUCUAUGUCACAAGUGUUUAGGCUCCCGUGGAAUAUUGUGACAACGAAGACGUUAGAGCGGCCUUUUUAACCGGUUGUCUUUCACUCUUGGGUGGUCUGUAGCAUUUCUUUUAAAGUGUUUUCCCAUCCCACUCUGACCUCUGUUUUUCCUUCCACUAAAAUAAUCACUGUUGACGGGUUGCUUGAAUGGAAGCUCGUGGUUGGAUUCGGGAAUUUGCCAAACAUGAAGGCAGUAUUCUAUCUCGGGUCUGGCUGGACACCCUGUCAACCCUGUGAAUACUCAAGCCACCCACGGUUCAUUUUCAUGCGGGGCAGUGGUUGAUUUGCGGUAAAUUUUGAUGAACACUUGUUUUGGGAAAGUAAGACCCGGUAUUUGAUUUACUCUUCGUAUCCUGCUUUACUCAGAAACCACAGCUUCACGUCAUUGGAAGAGUUUACCAAGCACUGAACGUAUUGAAGUUUAUAAAAUUUGUAUCAAUUGGUUUAUUCCUGUCCUUGUAGGAUUUGGAAAUGUCUUCUGUUAAGAAUACAGAUCAAAAUAAACGCGGGACCAAGAACAGCGACGACGAUAGUAACGUGACAGCCACCUUGAGAUUGCUGCGUCUCCUUGUCAAACACGCUGGUGAGCUCCGCACUGAACUGGAGGAAGGACUGGUAAAGACUCCUACAAGACCUUGGAAAGGUAUAAUUUUUCAUCGUGAAAGAGCCAUAAGGCAGUUUGUGAAUCUUGACGAAUUAAGCCUUGUGUUUGCCAUGUGCAAUCCGUGUCAUUCUUCUUCAUAGAAGAAUGUCGUUCCCCCCCACCCCCUUUUUUUCUUCCUAUUGUAGUGUUUUUCUGCUGUAAUUAAGUUCAAAUUCCGUAGUUUCCUACAUUUUAAGGGUAAUUUUGCGCCUAUCUGAAAACGGCCGAAAACAUUGGACGUUAUUUUCGAUUGAUUGUUGUAAAAUUAACGCCAGACAUCCCUUGUUAAUGUCAACCGCCAAUCAUAGCUAAGGAAUCAGAUUGCAGUAUUUGCGAUAAAACGCUAUUGGAUACUUAAUCUAGUCAGCUCCUGUCAAAUAGACCAAGUAAUCUGAAAAUUAAAGCAAAAUAUUAAUUGUGACUUUGGUGCCCCAUCAGACAUAACUCCUCAGCUGUUCUCGCGACUGAACCACCCAGAGAGCUAUGUGCGGCAGAGUGUAUCUGAGUUGCUGUGCCGUGUUGGUCAGGAUGCACCACACCUGAUAGUGUAUCCUGCAGUGGUUGGUUGUUCCACAUCUCUCCCAAAGUACUUGCUAAACAAAGGAAAAGAAGGAGAAGGUAGAAAUUCCUUGUUAAUUCGUGGCAUACUCUUUGCAAUCUUCACCUCAAGAAAUCUUUUUUGCCUUAAAGAAAAGAUUUAUCCCAUCUUGAAAAUUUUAUUUUUCCACUCACUCUUCUCACCAUGCAUUGAUAUUGUUAAGAGGUUGGAAAUAGCUACAAGAAUCUGGGAAUAUUUAAGAAUGAAGGAUUUAAGGAUUAAUAGUACUAAUAGUACAGAUUAGUGUUGUGUUUCAUUUGGUUGGGGUGUAAAUGUUACAGAUAAAAAACCGUAAAGGUGUUGCUGAGACACUUUUGAUUUGUUUUAUAUCUUAUACCAAAUCUUACCUCCCUGGUUUCCUACAUAUCUUUGUGGCUUCGUUAGGCAUAGGUGGAAUUAAACCAAACAUUGCAAAUUCUAAUUGUGUGAGCACUGAACAAGUUCUUGCAAACUAUUACGUGCUACAUGGGCGAAUUAAGACGUCUAUUAAUCACGUUUUUAAUAUUUUUUGGGCGGUUAUGAAUUUUAGGUUUGCUUCCACUUCUUGUGCCCACCGCCACUGAUGUACCUUCAGAAAACAGCCAAAAUCAAGGUAUCCAGACAGGUGAAACGCAAGGUAGCAAGACCGAGAGUGAUGCAUUAACUACUUGCUACCAGACUAUUGUUGAAUCCAUCAGAACACACAAUCCUCAGUUGGUCUCUGAACUUCAGGGAUUUAUUAUGGAACUUCGAAGAAUCACUUUGCUAUGGGAAGAAUUGUGGCAUGGAUCACUCAUGCAGACUCACCAUGAUGUGACAAGGCGACAACAGCAACUUGAGGAUGAGAUCAAGCGGGUCAGCGGUAACCAGAAUCUGACCAAUCAGCAGAAGGCUACAUUGAUUAGAGAAAAACACAUUGCUAUCAUGAAACCAGUGAGUGUCGUGUGUUUUUUUAACUGAAGUUUGCGGCAUAUUAUAAAAUGCCCCAUUAGAAAAAUGAAGCCAUCACAGAAUUCAUAUUCGAAUGUUGAUAACUGAAGUUGUCAGUUGAUCUUUUACUUAUUUUUGGGAACUGAAACGUUUCUAGCCAUUUUUUUCAAUAACGUGGAAGGCUACUAACACCCAAGAAGAAAUUUUGCCUUAUUCACUCUUUAAAAUGUCUUUCUCUGUUGACUCUGUUUAGCUGUAAGGUCAACAGGGAUCCCUAGAAAGUAUAUCGCAAAACUGUUCCGUAAAUCCUAUUUCUUUCAGGUUGUAUUUGCAAUACAACAGUUGAACAAGAUAACCUGCCAAGAACCUGCCACGCCCCAUGAGCAGUGGUUCCAGAUGAGUUACGAUGGUGCUAUUCGAUCAGCUCUUGAUGCUCUACAAAAUCCACCAGAGCCCGCGGACCAUAGAUCCAGCUGGGAGCCAUUUAAACAGGUUAUUCAAAGUCUUACAAGAUGUUACUUUCGUUUUUUUAUGUGUUUUUGUUUGUUGAUUUUAGCUUUAUAUGAGGGUUGACUGAACUUCAGUUUCCCAGAGUUUCGUUGUAGUCUGAUAUUGCUGAAAAUAACAGGGUCGGUGGCAAGUUUUAGAGAUAACCCAUACGGUCGUGUAGGCUGCAUCUCACUUAAGUGAAUGCCUGGAAUAGAUAACAAAACUUGGCUAAAUAACUGGCCAAGUUCACUGACUUAUAGUUCCUCCAGUUACACAACUCCAAUGAAUGUUCCAAGAAGCUGACAAGUGUCAUUCACGCACGUCACUUCUCUCUCACUUCUUAUCUUAUUGGACGUUGUAUCUUUGACCUUCUUACGGAAACGUUUUCCAGCGCUAAUCAAUCAGCCUUUGUAAAUUGCUUGUCUAAAGCAUUCUCAAAGUCCCUUUCCCAUCGCCUUCUUGGUGUUCCAUUUUCUCCCUUCCAAUUUAUCAUUCAAUGUAAGAAAAUCUUUCCUUGAGCAUCGCUUCUUCUGAAACGACCAGAAUACAUCGAGAACUUCCUCUCGUCAGUUACAAUACAUGUAAUCGUCUUUGUUUUUUACACCUGCAGCUUCUGCAAGCCUUUCAAGCGAGAUCACAAAAGCGUUCAGCCUACACUCUUCAUAUGGACGAGAUCAGUCCUGCAUUGUCCAGCAUGAAAGGCUCUGCAGUAUAUAUGCCAGGCCAGACACAUUUCAGUGGAAAGGUAACAUAUUGUUUUGCUUGUGUACAUGUAGUACAGGAGAUAAAGUGGUUUAUAAGCUUUAACGGUACAGUGCUUAAUGACUGAGAAUAUAUGAAAAUCAUAUAUGUGAACUACAGAUUAAGAGAUGAAUAUGAAAGCGAUCUUCUCAGUAAUGAAAACUACUGUAGCAGUGGUGAAAAUAAAGCCUGAAAAAGUGUUGUUGUGCAUGGUAUUUGAACCCAGGACGUCUGCGAUAUCGGUGCAGUGCUCUACCAACACGUGUUCACAGUCACGGUCAUUUCUUCAUCACUUCACGGGUUUAUAACGAACCAACAUACGACCAGCUCCCAGUUAAAUUGUUAGCUCAGUCGAUAGGCCUCUUUUUUUCACUACUGGUUAAGUAGUGUUUAUUACUGCGAAGAUCGUUGUCAUAUUAACAGUACUUAAUUUCGACUUGGGUUUGAAUGUAUUGUGUUACAGCAAUUUCGUCCAUUAUAUUCAGUUUUACUUCUUAUUUGUCACGAAACGUGGUGGUGGUAAGGAAUUAGCGUCCACAUGUUAAAAUUCCAUCUUCAGAACAAAUUAACUCCUCUGAUAAGUGUUACCAUUUCAUUUAAAUUUACAAACAACAUGAAUGAGCCUUCAAAAACUGUUGGGCUGGCCUUUUUUUUUACAAAAACCUAGUUUUAAACCAUUUGAAUCUUAUCCAGUUUUGUUCAUCUAUGGUUUACUUCAUGUUUAGUGUGUUGGCUUAAUGUUUCUUUACAGUCUUAACAAUAACAAAUGUCCUUUGGACUGAAUUUUGUAACAUAGCUCCCUUAUUGUUGUUCAACGUUGAGCUAACUUGAUUGCCUGAAUGGCUGUAGCUACAUCUAAAUACAUUUUCAUUUUCAUUAGAUCGUCACCAUCGAUUCUGUUGUGAGAGAAGUGAACAUCCUCCCCACUAAAACUAAACCCAAGAAGCUGGUAUUCGUUGGAUCUGAUGGGCAGAGGUGAGAAAACGGAUCUGCCUUAUUCUUUUUGCAUGAAGAACUCUGUAUUAGCAAGAUUUGUUUACCUGCUGGAAACAAAUUUGGAAACAAAUUUGGAAACAAAUCAGUUGUUAUCAAGAUUUUAACUUGUGCUUUAUAACCCACUGUUGAUAAUCUCCCAAAUCUUUCUAUGUUUGCCCUAAAAAAUUGAUUUCUUGCUUGUAGCUCGAGUCCUCUGAUUUCAAAACGGAAUACGAACUAUGCAAUUUUUUGUUCACGCCCACGACUGAAUUAUUCGAAAGAGUUUGAGGGUCAGAUGCAAAUCUGAUAUAGAAUUAAGAACUUCCAAAUGAAGUGUGCGUUAAGAAUGGUCCAGAAAUGAUUCAGUUUACAAAUAUUUGUGUUUUAUUUUCACCCUCUACAUUCUGUUCAAAUGUUUUCUUUCUUUUUCAGGUACACCUACUUAUUCAAAGGACUUGAAGAUCUUCAUCUUGAUGAGCGAAUCAUGCAGUUUCUCUCCAUCUGUAACAACAUGUUUACCCGAGUUGACAGGUGACAAAUUUAUUAUAAAUCGAUGUUACUGUCUUACUUGAGGUUUUUAACCUUGAUAGACUACUCUUUGAGCUAUCCGGAUACACCAAGCUAGAAGAAUUAAGUAGAUGUAGUGUAAUGCAUGUAACCUAUUCGCUGAUUUCGAGUACUUUUACGUAUCCUCGAAUAGAUUUAACACAACACAAGUCGUUUUCUAACAAGCAGAUCUUUUUUUUUUAAUUGGCUGAAAGGUGGACAAAAUAAGUUUCAUUCUCACGCUUUGUCGCUUUUGUAAAACCCAGCUCGUAAGUCGCUCUGCCAUAUCAGGAGUCAGUUAUUGCUUGGCAACUGGCACCUGGAAAGAACUAGCAUCCCACCCAAGGGAUUGGCAAUACUUCGAGUCGCUUUAUGCCAAGGAAACAGGAACGAGCUUGUGUGAUACUGAGCUCGUGAGAGUGAAUCUUCAUGAUUACAUAUCUUUGCUUUCUUUAGCCACAAUUCUCCUCUGUUCUGUGCCCGCCAUUACUCGGUCACUCCUCUUGGACCGCGGUCUGGUCUUAUUCAGUGGGUAGAUGGUGCCGUUCCUGUGUUUGCCUUGUUUAAACGCUGGCAGCAGAGAGAGGCUGCCUCCGCAGCGUUGAUCAAAUCUGCACAGGUAGGGUCAAUGUGAAGGCAGUACAAAGCGUACGUUCUUAAUGUAAUGGUUUUUGUUCAUUAGGUUUUCGUUAGGUAAAUGAUACAUGCCAACGAUUAGUAGUAUUGGUGUCACCUUCGCUUAGCAAAUAGCUAUAGGGUGUUAUCUAGUCAGGGCACAUAAACGUGGGAGAAUUAUAUGUACAACGAACAAAACUUUGAACAUCUUUGCUUAGGAUAACUGAUAAAUGACACUAAGUUGAAUUAAAUGACAAUGAGUUUUAUUUUCAUUGUUAUCAUCUCCUCCUUGAUGUGCUUAAAUCAAAACUUUGAACGUCUCUACUUAUUAACUUAACCUUGUGGUUACCUUUUAUUCAACCUAAUCUUGAAAUGAAAAUUGUAUGGCGUUUUUUGUAAAAUUUCAGGGUGCGAAUCCACAACCUCCUCCCCCUAUGAAACCAAGUGAACUAUACUAUAGCAAAAUGACUCCUGCCCUUAAAGAGAAGGUAAGUCUACGUCUUGCUCUGUCAGGACGAAAACAUACCAAUUUUUCGUUUUAUUUCAGUCAGUUCUUGAUAUAAGAAUCAUAUAUUUCAUAAUUUACAGGGUAUUACAGACCUGAACAGCAGAAGAGAGUGGCCACUCGGUGUCAUGAAACAUGUUUUGGAGGAACUCAUGAAGGAAACUCCCAAUGAUCUUCUCGCCAAGUAUGUCACUUCUGUUUUAUCGUUACUCCUGCUCUGAUAUAUUCGUAUGCCGGAAUAACUUGAAAAAAAAUUACUCAAGAUCUCCCUCUCCCACUGAUUCGUAACAGGCAAUUGGCAGCCAAACUCUCUCUCAGUUUGGUUUCUGACUGAAAAGUUGGGAGUCGGUAGAACGUCCUCAGUUACCUCGAGCUUCCCAGAGGUAUUGAUCGGGUUUUUCAUUCGGAGGGUCCAACUCCAACGUCUCGCUGCGAACCGGAAACAUAUCAGGUUUUUAUAAAGGUUGCGGGGGUUGGUGCUUGCUCCCUGUGAUCCCCGUAACUAAGUGAAAAUAAUUUGGGAAGUGGCAAAAUUGUACAGAUUGCAACAUAACUUCCUCAUUUAAACACUGAUUACAUGAGACAUCUUCGGAUCCUCUUUAGAGAGCUAUGGUGUUCCAGCACCAGCGCCACAGAAUGGUGGCAGAUGACGCAGAGUUAUGCUCGGUCUACGGCGGUCAUGUCCAUGAUUGGGUACAUUAUUGGUCUGGGAGACAGACAUCUGGAUAACAUGCUGGUAGACUUUACAACAGGAGAGGUGAGACAUCUUAGUAACUCUUCUCAAAUUCUUACUGCGAUUUAAGAGGCGUCAAGUGAUGAAUUCUAUUAGAGAAUGUAUUAAGUUAAUGUUUCAGUUAAAAACAUGAGCCUCAGGUAACUGUGAGUAGUGUGCAGGGCGCACCAUGUAAACAGGAAGGGACUGUAAGGAAGUAAAAUGUAAAAAAGAAAAUCCAUAGGAGAUUAUGUAUGGGCACUUCGCUUAGAUUAACCAACUCUCUGAAUAGGCGGUGUUACGAGCGGAUCAGGACGAUGGAAAGUGGAAAUGUGAACCGGAGUUUCAGCUUCAAGUUUCGAUCCACUCUGUAACUCAAUUGGAGGUUCUUUUUUUCAGUAGUCUGAGGUUCAACAAUUUAAGUUCCGCUUUAUCUAGAGACGCUAAUACAUCGUUAUUGGUGUAAAGAUUUCGUUUUGCAUUAUAUCUUGCUGACACAUCAUUUGCAUAAUUUUCUGUUAGGUUGUCCACAUUGAUUACAACGUAUGCUUUGAGAAGGGAAAAGGACUAAGAGUUCCCGAGAAAGUUCCGUUUAGAAUGACACCAAACUUAGAGACUGCUUUAGGAGUAACAGGAGUAGAGGUAAUGCUAUGUUUUUGCUCAGAAAAUAAUAGUUCAGAUUCGUGUGUGGGUAUUUUUUUUUUUCAUGAUUAUUUCACUGAUCAUCAGGAACUUACGUGGUAAAAGUCGUUUUUCUGACAAUGUGAUUUCCUGGUUCGACAGUUGGCAACUUUGAUUCAAUUUAUUUCUUACUUUGAUUAUAACAUAUAUAUUUUCUGUUUAAUCCAAAAUUCUGAGAAAUAAUUGUGUUUAUUAUGACAUCGAUGGGGUUUUCGAAAUAAUUUAACAAAAUUUUUUUUCUUUUCAGGGAGUUUUCCGUUUAUCUUGUGAAGAGGUUUUAAAGAUUCUGAAGCAGGGUCGCGAGACACUCCUCACUUUAUUGGAAGCUUUUGUUUACGACCCUCUGGUAGACUGGACCACUGCUAAUGACACCGCUUUUGCCAGUGCAUUUUACGGAGGGGGUGCCCCGGGUGUCACUGACAACAAAGUGAACAAGAAGGAGAUGGAAAGAGAUGUUACACAGAGUUUGUUUUCUUCACGAGUGGCGGAGAUGAAAGUCACUUGGACGAACAACAAGUGAGAAUCAAAUUAAAUGUGACUUCUGAAAUUCAAGUGGUUGAAUAACUUUAUUUCCACUUUGAUCUUGUAAUCUUUUAACGAAAAUGACAAAACCCAUGUUUGAUUCAUAUUUGACCAGCUCAGACUGAGCCUUCCGUGUAGUUGUCAUUUGGUGUCGUCUUGCAUUGUUCCCAAGUACUACUGGUUAGAGAGGAAGUCGUGCUUCACCAAUCAAAUUGUCAGCUGUAGAGGAUAUUUAAAUGUGAUUUUCCAUGUAAAUUAACAAAUAUCCACCUUUCUUAGGGGGUUGUACACCUUGAACAUCUGGAUAAAAAGUCAGUUUUUGUAAUUACACUCAAAACCACUCCUUUAGAAAGGGUUUUUCUUGUUACCUUGUAAGUAUGUAACUUCUAACAGGUGGGUUUAACCUUGAAUGAAUUAGGGAUGAAUUGCUCUCUGGCAUGACUAAGCUGGAUGAACAACUAGAUACCUACCUGUCGUCACUGAAGCAGUUAAAAUCUAUGGACGUGGCUACUGAGGAACUUAAAGAUCAGCAAGAGACUCUACAAGCGGCUAUUAGUAACCCUCAACAUCCCUUACAUAUGGUACAGGCCAAGUAAGUUGACUCUAAUGUCCAUAAAGGAAACUAUUCAUUUGAGUUUCGUGAACAAAAACCGUAGAUAUCAAUCGGAAAAGAGUUAAUUCGCACAGCGGCCAAUAGCAAAUUAAACUGCGCGAAACGCGGGAAAACGCGUGUGACUAGGUGGCGAUUGGUUUAACUUUUGCCACUGAUUAGUUGAGACGGUGGCGCGAUUUUUUUAGACCAAUCAAAGUGCGAGGCGAUGCAAGACCCAUUCAAUCCCGAAUCACCCUAGCCACUCAUUAGAAAUUCCUUUACCUACGAAAUUCUUUUCUCUUUACCGUCGUAUUGAAAUAAUUACUCUUAGCAAUAUUUUCUAAGUCUACAUGAUAGCGUUUUCUUUCUUAAAGAUUUGAUGAAAAGAAGAAACUGCUGGCCGAUCAUGAUGCAGUUCUCCAAAGCAUCAAUGAAAAACUUGCCGAAUGUCAACAAUGGCAGGCUCAGCACAAGGUUAGAAAGGUCUCGUUUGUAUCAAAGGACGAAGAGAUUUACAAUAACUUAUGCCCAAACAUGUGGCUUGGCCUUAACAUUCCCUAUUCAGGCUUUCCGUUCAUAGAGGAGGAUCAAUUUGCCUCAAACUUGUCUCAGGCUGUUUUAUAUGUUACGCAGUUUGGCUUGAUCGAUUCAAGUUUGCGAAGUUACAUGUAUACAGAAGAGGUGUGGUAAACUAUGAUUCAAUCCUUUAAUUUUUUAGUUAUAUGAUGCUUUAGUCUUUGGAAUUUAACUUACAACUUUGUUUGCUUUAGGCCGCAAUGGAGACUGUUCACGGCCCAAAGCUUGCAGCCCUUGUAGAAGAACUUUAUCAGCCUCUUGAUCUCGGUGAGAAAGAGUACACUUACAAUACUAGCGGUAGAUCUGAUCUUACAGUGCUUUGCAGUCAGUUUGUUUUCACUUAAAGACGAUUAAAAUUACCGAGUUUAGAUAUUCUUGUCGACACGCUCAAAGUCACCUUAAAGAUAGCAGUUGCAAAGUAUCUCACUUUCUCGCUUGUUUCAAUGAUCAGGUCUUCCAAGCUUUGCUCCUGCAAUCAGUUUCCUACAAGGUGCAGGACAAGGCCACAUUGUCAGUCAGGUAAAUAUUUCAACAAUGAUCACUUUUGCUGCUCUUUUUUUCCGCUCAAAAUGUUUUAACGUCAGAAAGAUUGUAGGUGUUACGUGUUAGGUUGUACAAGCCAGGGGCCAAACCGCCCAAACUAUUAACUCGUCCCGCUUUCCAGUAAUAGUAGCCCUUCGACAUAAGAUGCUAAUACAUCAUAUACAUACGUGGGCAAUCUCCUUAACAACUCAUUAAGUCUCUAUUACUGUAUGCUGGUGCCUAAUUACACUUUUCGAAAGGGGAAGACAUUAUUAGGGUAGCGUGUUUUUCCAAAAAAAAAACAUAAUGACGUCAGCCAGGGUACCAACAAUUCGGCCUAUGUGCUUCCUGGAAAAAAAAAGCUAAAAGAACGUGCAAUAUCCCUUCCUAUCAUCGUUGGUAACACUGCUAUUUUUAUUCUCGAUGUGCUGAUGCCCUUCUUUCACAAACAGGACUUCUCCAAAUUAUGGGCGUAAAAGCAAAGUUUCUUAAUUUAUGUUUUCGCCCGGAAGUCCUUUACCUUAAUUCUAACUUAAUCAGUUGUCGUUUUAGUAACAUUCCAUCCAUUGCCAUUUUGGUAACAUUAUUUUUCAUUUCUUCAAAUUUUUCAUUGUGCAGUGCGAGCAGCUUGAAACAGAACUGUCAGGCUUACUUCAUCAGAGACGUACCAUGUUCCGCUCUUGUUCGGAUUUGCUGCGCACCUAUGCCACUGUCACAUCUCUCGUAAGUUUGCUUCCCCUCUAUACAUAUGGGGUUGUAUCUGGUAGGUUUAUAAAUUAAGCUUGAGAUGAGUGGUCUUCGUUUGUUGCAAUUGCUGUUGUUUAAACCCUCUUCGACUUGCUAUGGCAAAGCCGAAAGUAAAGCAAACACAAAUAUCAAUGAUAAGGUGAUAUCACAUGGAGCCAGCGCGAACUCGAGGGAAGAGGCGAUUGGUUUCAGUUUUGAACCUGAUUUGUCGGGAAGUUGGAGCGAGUUUUAGUGACAAAUCUUAUAGAGUAAGAAACUAAAAGCAGUUCAGUCCUUUGUUAGUUUCGACACUCAGUUGAUGGUCACCCCAUACUGUUAUUAACUCGUGAAGGAAUUUUCUUGCAUAAAGAUGAUCUUUGUGUCUUGCAGUUUCCAUCAGAUUAUGUACAGCAGAACAGAAGUUUCGAAUGGCAGAGUUGGCUUCAGUCUUUAGUGGAAGAUUCCUCAACCAAGAAGUAUGAUUUUUCUCUUGUAAUAAUAACGAAACGAUUAUAACUAUGGAACUACAAUUGGGAAAGAAAGCUUUUAAGGAAAAGAUAACUUACAUGUUUCCCGUGGGGCUGUGCAGACAACAUCUAGCUGUUAUCAUGUGACCCUUGCGGCCCUCCGUACGCUUGUAUUGAAGUAAAAAUUUUUAAAAAAUCCUGUACGCAAGGGCGCGAGCAGGACCGGAAAAAGCUGUACAGUGCUCCUAGAUGCGAGUUGAAAGAACAUUAAAAGAAAGAUGUAGAGCAGCAUUGUUAUGAUAAAAUGCUACUUGAGAGAGCUAGAUAGGGUCAAACAGAUAUUUGACUCCCGGUCAUAAAGCCAAAUAGUUUCCUGUCGGGCACUCCCAGGUAGUCAUUAAGUGUAUAAUAUUUUUAUCAUCGGUAUUCUAGAUAUUAUAUUGAAGGUGUAAAGAGAAGCUAAUAGUGAAUCACCUCAGCGAGUUAAUUGGUUAUAUAGAGGGUAUGUUCUUUUUUUAGGUGCCAGGAAGUUAUAGAGGAGAGCGACAAGCUGCACAACAAACCUGUGGCGGACAGUCCUCUUACUCUCGCAGAAGUGACUGGGUUUAUGACCAUGGAGGUCAAACUACAGAGCAGUUUGACUGAACAGAAUGCCAAGUUUAUUAAGGUAUAUGUGUUCGUUAAGUUUGUUGAUUUAACAUCCCGUGGAUUGCCUCAGGUGAAGUUGAAAACAAAAUGAGUUAGUAUUUUCAACAACUUUUUAUGAAAGUGGACGUUUUAGAUUAUUUUGGAACACGGCACAACUGUUAUUCAAAGAAUAACUCAUGAUGUUUGUAGACAUGAAAAUUUAUCCAUUCUGAUUGGCAUAGAGAAAUGCAGUUUUCAAUGAAAACAAAGCAGAUGAGAGGUGAAUAGUUUGUAGUCGGUUUUACCUUUCCUACUUCUUAUGCAUUAUUAAUUAUUUCAUAAUUAUUUCAGUGUACGCGGAGAGCCAAAAUAACUUUUUAUGUCAAGUUCUAGCCACUGAAAUGACUUUUUUGAGGGUAACAUUCAAAUUUUCCCCGUCUUUAGUGCUAUUUAUUUGUUCAUUAUAAACGAAUUUUGAUCCAUGUUGACCUCACACUCGGUCGUUGAACUAUUUAUCGAGUUGAUCGAUCAGCUUUUCCUUCCUCAUGUUCCUUGCCAUUCUUAAUCAAGAAAUUCGUUACUAUCCAAUUUUUUUUUCAACCACUACAUACCAAAAUGUUUAAAAUCUGAUUUGUUUCUUGCACAGUUCUCUGAACGUCGAAAACAAGAGAGUGUCGAGACAGCAUUCCUAAGUAAGGCUGUGGGUGAAGCCUAUGCUGCUCUGAAAAAGUACAUUACAGGUAAAUUGAUCUACAGUGACUUCAAAAUACCCAAAAAGCUGUUCAGUUUUGGGGAUAGUUUUGUGUCGGCCACGUGUCCUUUUAACCUUUUCACCCCUAAGAGUAACUGGCGUCUACUCUCUCCUUACACUAUGCCCCUUGAAUUAAAUAUAGAAGGCCACGAGAAUAAAGGAAUGUAAGAAUCUCCUGAUUAUCAUACAAAUUCUCCUGGUCAGGAUCAAAGGAACGUAAAGCGAACCAUGCGGAGAAUAGGGACGUUAAUGUGCGGGUGUAAAGUUUUAACCACACACUUAGUGAUUACAUCAAUUUGGCUGAGCUUAUUAUGUGUGUUCAAUACAGACCAUGCUCUCGCUGAUUUCAUCUCUAUUAUUAACGAGUGCAUAUGGUCACAACUCAUGCUGUCAUUUCCAGGAAAGCAGCCUGCGUCCUACCGUUGUCUUGCCAGUGUACUGAUUACUGCGUUGUGUUCCUUGAACAAGAGGUGUCUGGCAAUGGAGAACACAGCGAAAGGUGAGGAAGGAAACACAAAACAAAACUGUGGUUUUAAAACGUAGAUAGCAGCUCUGCUGACUGUUGUGUAUGUGCGAUAGUAGAUUAAUAAUAUGAAUAGUUUUGCUUGAGAAGAUUUCAUAAACCUGAUUGUGUGUGAUUUCUUUUCAUCAACCUUAAGUCAAGUAUUAUGUCGAGUUGAGUGUUCUACUGGAGAGUUUCUGGUAACUGCCACUCUCUCAAUGGUUUUCUUAGAUGUAUUUGUCAGAUUUUUUAUUCUUUGUUUCAUUUAUUAGCCAAAAACCAUGUUUUAAAAUUCUACUACUUUUUUCUUGUUCGCCAAUAGUUGCCAAAGACAGGUUAUCUGAUCUUACAUCAAGAGAAGGAGACUGGUUUCUUGACGAGCUAUGUUCCAUGAGUGGCAAUGUCAAUCAACUACUGUUGUUAUUGAAGGAUCAUCAAAUGGUAAGGGAUAAAAUUCCUUGGCUUAACCAUUUUCCACCCAGGAUUAUUGAGUGCAUAAAUUUUUCAUUACCUUUCUAGUACACACUCAAAUAUGCCAAGUUUUGAGAAUUGAGAUUAUCAUCUGAGAAAUAUUGUUUAGAUGUUUAUCCAAAUUCCCCAGUACGAAGCAAAAAAGAAAUAGAUUGUCAUCAGUUGGCAAAUUAAUAUUCUCAUCUCGGGAAGGAAAGGUUUGUUUAGAAAACUUUUUGGGGGUACGAGCCCGUUUUAAUUAUGCUUUCGGAAAAAAGUGGACUCUGAAACUCCAGUUUCCAGCAUAAAAAAAUAUAUUUGGUAAGAAAACGUCACGCGACGGCAGUAGCAGCACUUUAAGUUCAAACCUAAUUCACUCAACAGGAGGUAAAAGACGAUCAGCAAGCCAUUCUUGGGCAAGCACAGAACUCCAUGAAAGCUGUUUUCACAGUGCAGAGGGUGUUCAUGGCUUUACAGGUAUAUGAUAAAUCUUGAAGAUACUUAAGUAACUAAACAGUAGAUUUUUUGUUGUUGUUUGCACGAGUAUGGAAGAUGCAGUGGUCCAGAGGGGCCGGAUUCCGGGUCGAAAGGUCAAGGAUUGAAGCUUAGCCCGGUUAUUGUUUUGUGUUCGUCGGCUGGGCUUUUUACUCUCACAGUGCCUGUUUCAACCUAAGAAUGAAAAAUGAGUACACAGGCAAACUUGAGAAAGUGCUGGGGGCUGUCUGCGUUAAACUAGCAUCGAUUCACGGGGAAGUAGCAAUAAGCAAUACUCCUUAGAGUCUCCUCAUGGUAAAAGCACAGAGCAAAAACGGUAUAAAGUUCAGAUUGGCUUCAAAUGCGGAUAAUGUUACGUAAACUGCUUGGGUCGCUGAUACAGUGUCUUACUGAUGCUUUGUUUGGCCUCAGGCCAUCUGGGGUCUGCUCUGCCACCGCCUUGUCAAGUUUGCAUUUGAAACAGAAUCGCACCCAACAGAAAUUGGGUUGUUAGUUACAUCUUAAAAACUAAAGCGCUAAAAAUGCUGAUCCUGGUUAGUUAUAAUUAAACGUGUAUCAGGUGGAAAAACAUUAGUUCGAAUAAAAAUAUACAACCAUGUGAAUGAAGCCAGAAUUUCUCAGGUCUUAAAUUACGAUUUUGAUUUAAUUUUCAGGAACUGAUGACAAACUUCAGGACAAUUAUUGUUCCAGAAGCAUUUAAGAGCAUCUAUAGCGAAGACCCGAAUGUUUUUGCUGUAAUACAACAGGUUCAAACUGUAGCUCACAAGCAGAAAAUAAGUUUGAGAGAACUUGCCGAGAACCUCGAGGCUCGUCUUUUGGAAGGACACGCCUCUGCAGAGACGGCACAGGUGAAGGAAAAAUUAUACUGCUCAAGGAGAUUUCUUGAAAUCUUUCCUCCCGUCUCCCGUCUCCCAUCUCUAUAGUCCAUAAAACUCAAUGAAAUAUUUUUCUAUGGAGAAAGUUUCCUGAGUGUCUCUCUCUACCCAAGUAUUCCCCUUUCGUAACCCUUUCACUCUGAGUGGUGACCAAUAAGUAAUUUUUCCUACAUAAUCAAUGCAGUGUCAAGUAGAGAGGUGAUGAGAAGGAAGAAAAUUAUCAACAAGGAGAUUUCGUCUGAAUUAACACCAAUUCUUCAGUGCAAAAAUGGUGAGAAAUGUAUGGCAGAUGAUAAGGGAGAUUGAUAUGGGAAUUUUGCUAAAGAGACAGUAGCACUCAUUACAGAAUUUCCCUUCACAUUUGUGUUACAAUAUCGUGCAGAAAGGCAACGAGAACGAAGAAAGUUAUCAAAUUAAAUGGACUGUUUUAAGAGAACGCGAAAUUCCCAUUUCUAACAACCAAAGGAAUGUUUUUGAUCAGUUGGGAGAAAAAGCUCUUAGAUCUUUGGGUGAAAGGUCUAAGAUGACAGCCUUACUCACUGUCGCCGUUCUUUUGUUGUAGAAGCACAGCCCAGAAGAAGUUGAUGCAGUAAUUCAAGAGGUGCACAUGCAGUUUGAGAAGCUUCUUCAGACCAGCAAAAUAUCUGGCUCUGAUUCAGGUACAACACCAUCAAUAAUCCAGGGUUUUCAGAUUUGUAGUUUCAAACACUUUAUAGCCAAUGUUUUCUGACGUUUGUGAUGAAUGAAAAGACCAGCAACUGUACAUGCAAAUUGGGUUUGUGGUUGCUGAGAUGUCGCUGUCUUCUCACAGACUUCCCAUUGACAUACAAAUCUUAAAUGGAUUAUCACCCAAGGAGGAACAUGUAAUUAGGAUACUUUGGGUCAGUUGUUGCUACUGCGGAUUAUGCUCUCAAAAGCCAACAUCUGUAAUACUCUUAGGUAUUAAAUGAAUGUAGGUGUUAAUAAAUGCGCUCUAAGGGGAUACCGUUGUCGAAGGCAUGCAUCAAGCCUAGUGUAAUGAUUAACUUAAUGUUUAGCGUGUUGGACCCCGGAAAAAUAUGGGUCCAAGAUCCAAGAUCUCCGUGUUGUGUUCUUGAGCGAGAGGUCUUUCUCGCGUAGUGCCUCUCUCCAUUGACGAGUAUAAAUAGCUGCUAGAAAACUGUCGAGAAACCAAGCUCGACCAAACUAGAGAGAGUGACCGUUUGCUAGACCAGCUUCCCAUGUAGGGGAAGUCGAUUACUCCUAUUUGCCUCAUGCUACAGAAACUGGAAUGAGUACCAACAGCUAUGCGAGUCACUCUCGUAUGCAAGGGUAACCCUAUGAAGCCUUUUUUUUUUUUUGGCUAACCUUGUUGUGUAUAAUUAGGUGAGGACAGCAGCAGUUCAAUGACAUCCGGACAGAUGCUGUUGGCUGGAUUCAAUGGUUUGUUUACCAAAGUUGCCAGUGAACUAUCGGACAUGUUUACCGCUUUUGAGCGAGUUCACUUUGAUAAGCGUGCGUCAAAGUUUGAUGUAGUGCGAGAUGCCCAAAAACUCCAGGUGAAGAUCCUUUUAUGUUUGGCAUUUCAGAAUAGUACUUUGAUUGUUUUAAGUUUGUCAACCAUUUUAAUAUACGUUGGCUUCACCCGACAGGUAACAAACAGUGCAAAAAAUGCGGAACUUCUGGGCAAGUUGUUUUUUCUCAAGAGGCUGGAAGUCAUCAUCUCAUUCUUCAACAGCUGUAGACUGGUUACCUUGACGUUAAAAGGUAAUUCGUAACCUUCAAAUAACAACCAUAUCGUCCAUCAGUUAUCAAAAUAGGCUCGUUUGAGAUGCUCCUUCCUCUGCUUUUAUAAAGUACGAAGAUUUAGUGCUCUAACAUAUUGUAUCAUGUUCGUUCGUUUCAGGUGUGUCUCGCUCAGGAAGCGUGCCAGGUGCAGCAAAUUGCACUGCUGAGCCGUCGAACAACUUGUUUACGAACUCGGACAGCAGCCAUGCUGAGACCAAAGUCUGGAAUCCUGACAAAUGCUACAGUGAAGAUGACUUAGCAGUACAUGUGAAGCAUUUUAUCGCUGAUUGCGUUCAGCAAUGCAUUAUGGGCUUGCCGUCUCAGGCUCUGGCUGCGGUGGUUAUCAAAUUCGCGACGAUGUUGGGAAGUAAGGCAGACAAAGAAUUUCUCAACGAUGAAGAUGCUGUGAUACUGGAGGAUUAUUGCAAGAGGGUGGGUAUGAUCGAAAUGAAAUGUGUGUGGAGCUAUCAGUAUUAUAGGUGACCGCAUCACUGAGAAGUUUCACUGUUCAUAUCUAUCCACAGGACUUUUCUUACUUUUUUUUCUUUUUGUAUUACAAGGUUGUUGAUGGCAAUGUUUCCAGUGGACUGAUCAAGUCGAAGCAACUUUCGCAGAUCACAAGCUUGACAGGUUCUUAUGACGUAGCCUGGAGAAAACACGACUUUGCUAAGUACGAAACCGCAUUUUUGCGACACGUUCUCAUAACCGUUUAACUACUUAGAGUGACUAGCGUCUAAUUUCUUCUUACUAUAUCACACCUAAAAUACACAUUAAGCUCGUGAGAAUGAAGGAAAUGAUCACCACCAGCUUAAGAAGCUCUUGUCAGCACUUUUGGAAAUGUGUAGAGAACAGUAUGAAGAAUAUACAUACUGAUGUUGGGGUGUAAAGGGUUAAAGACAUUUACUACUUUCAUUACUUUCCUGCCCCGUAUGAAUCAGUAAGUUCACAUCUUCGAGGAUCUGAGUGUUUUGAAGGAUUCUGCAAAACCCGAACGUAAAUAGAAAUGGAGGAAAUAACUGUUGUGAUUCAUUUUGUGUUAGGUUCAGAUGUUUAUGUUUGUGUUUUUUGGGAAUGAUGACUUAUGAAAUUGGGGUCAAUAUCAGUAUCUGGGCAACUGCCCACUUACCCCUCCCCUAAUCCAACAUUAACCCUUACUUGUUAUCAAUAGACUGUUGUUGGGUUAGGGGAGGGGUAGGUGGGCAGUCGCCCAGGUACUGAUAUUGAUCCUGAAAUUGAGUUUGAGCUCGGAUGAAAGUCAGUUUACUUACGAGAUUUGUGUCCUAACACUGAAAACACAAUUCAAAGUCCAAACUACUUUUGUCAGACUGCUUUUUCAGGGAGGUCGUCCUCCUAAACAACGAUACGUAUCGUUUUCCCGGGCUACAAGUUAUGUGACUCUUUUUAAUGUCUGUGUGUCUGUCUCUAGACGUCUGGAUAACAACAUGAAUAUUUACAAAGGUGUGGUACAGCGAGCUCAGCUUCAACUGGCAAGAUUUCAGGUAGAGUUCUACAGUUACAACGUUUUCAUUGACUACGUUUUUUACUUUGACGUGCAUUGUUGUGAUGUUGUUUGCAGAGGAAUGAAUUGUCUUUGAAGUAUGUCUAUCUUUGUUUUUACUCCGGCCUUUUUAGUGGCUAUACGAGGAUAAUUUGCUGCAAUGUCCGAUGCGUGGUAACAACAUGAUCACACCAGCACGAGCUACUGUUAUGGCAGACCUGAAAAAGGUUAGGCGCAUUGUAUUGAGCAAUACGUUAUUUUUUCGAUAGUUGCCUUUUCCUAUUGUUCAAGAUAUCCAUAGAAGUAAGGCCUGACGUUUUUCAGACGCAACCAACGGGUGGAAUGAGAUUGCAAUCACUUACGAAUCAAUUGGAAAGGCCUUGUUUUAGCAUUUUAAACUGAACGGUACUUACAACUGAUACAUAGCGUGCUUCAUUACUAAUCACAACUUCAGUCAGUAGUUGUUGUUGUUAUUUUUUUUUUUUUGGUCAACUGGAACCUUUUUUCUCUUUCCUUGGUAACUUGAAUUCGUAGUUAUGAGCGAUAAGGGAGAAUUUUCGAGGUAAGGCUGCUAGAGGUGUUGAUUUCUAAGAGCCGCAGUCUUAAUGACUGUUUACGGUUGCUUUUUUUUUCUGUAGCGUGUCCAAGGGCUGAUUCAUAUGGACUCGGUAGUGAAAGGCGUGGAAGAGAAGUUAGGCGCUCAGGAGUCGAGUAUUGAACAACGCCUCAAGUGGGCAGCCGGAGCAAACCCUGCAUUGAACCCAGUGCUACAGAACUUUGAGCAAACUUUAGCAGAUAGAAAGAAGCUGAUGAUAGUAAGUUAGAGCGGUUUUCGAUUGAUAGACUUAAAAACAAUACCAAAGUUAUGACAACGGCCAAUUAGAACAAAGCUAAGAACUCAAAGAAGGUGCACGCUACGACCUCCAGCGCGGGAAAACGCGAGUGACGAUGUCGCGAUUGGUGUUAGUGUUGCAUCUGAUUUGCCGAUAGGGUGGUGCGAGUUAUUUUCUCGACCAAUCACGGCGCGCAGUAGAGCAAAACCACUGCAAUCCCGUACCACUUUCGACACCACCCUUUUGUACUAAAAACUUGACAACCUAGAUCUCUGUUGAGAAGGAUAGAUCAGUCUCGGCGUCAUGAAAAGGCUCGUCCACGCUUUGCACGUGUUUCUCUUGCUGCAACUGUUUGUUGCUUUGUUGUUGUUUUCUAGGUGGAGAGUAAACAUUCCUCAGAUAUCUGCAGCUUGUCAAAUGCCAUACUACACUGCGAGGCCUUACGGACACACACAGCAGACGCUCUUGGCGUAGACAAAGUCAUGACAACUUUGAUCAAUAGGUACUAUAUUAAUUAUUACUUUAUUGCUGUUAUUAAUGCUUGUUAGUUUCUAACAAAUGGUGCUCUCCUUGAAGUAACUGUUCCGUUGUUUAUCUCGAAAGAGAAUUUUUCAUAGUGUUUAUUGAUAUGGUGAUGAUGAUAAUGACAAUGAUAGCGGAGCCCGCAGUGCGCGCAAAGAGGGUGCGCAGCAAAGCUCCAUACAUAUAGAAGUGAUGAUGACAGUGAUCACGUUGAUGACAUUGACGACUACGACGCUUCACGCUGCACAGCCACUUGUGCCUCGUACGUUGUAUCGAAUUACUUUUCAGGUUUACUCUCUUAUUUUUUUAAAGUAACUUUCUCUAAAGAAAAACUCAAUGAAUUACCACUGCGCUCCUUACGACGUUACCUCGCUAAAUUCCUCAUUCUCUGUGGUGAAUGCGCUCCUUUUUUGCCUCAACCUAUCACACUGACCGUUUUUUGUAGCAGUCAACCUAUUUAGAGAUGUGUAAUCAUCAAGAAUCUUGCUGAUUGUUUAGGUGUCAACAAAGUUCAGCUGAGCUGGAAAGUUGUUCUGAGAAGCUCCACGACGUGACAGAGGUAGCAAAGAAAGUAAAGGUAUCGUAUCCACCAGAGGCACCAAUCACUCUAGACUGGAUGAAGAACAAGUUAGACACUGUGGGACAAGAGAUGGCAUCCAUCAAGGCUAGAAAGACACAAGUCGGUCAGGCUAUCAUGGGUAACAGAGUAAGUAACUGAAGUGAUACUGAAGCAAUGAUUAUUUUGAGUAUUCAGUUUAAAACUUGAAAUGACUUCUUCAACCUGAAAACUUAGUCCUUAAGUUUGCCAUUCGUAAUCCGUGUCUUGCUUUUAAAACUACAAACGGUUUGUUAAUCUUAAAACGUUUUGAAAAGACUUUCUUUUCGAAUUGGCUAUCUGUUUUGUGUUCCUUCCUUCUAUAUUUUGUGGAUUUUAAACCUUCAAAACGUUCGUUCAACUUAAUAAACUUGGCCUUAAAUUUUUAAAUUCGUUAUUUUUAAUACAUUACUUCCUUUUCAAUUUUGGGGAUGUCUUGCCUAGUUUUUGGCUUCCUCUACUAAACAUAACUGCACGAUGUUCUUUUACUUGAAGGCAAUUUAUCAUCACGAAAAACGUCCCAAACAUCUUAACACUUUCCCGUGCAAAUACGCGUUUUGUAACUAAGAGCAGUUUGUGAUGUCACUUCUCUGUCAUGUUUCAUAAGGACUCGAUCAAGUCGCAGGCAAGCUCAGUGAAAACCAUAAUGGUGGCUCAUCAGCAGCUCAUUGGUGAUGUGAAGUCAAUGUUGACGACUAUGGCAAAGGUGAGAUGACUUGCAGAGCAACAAAUUUGAGUUAUUUCAUAUAUUGUAUUGGAACUGUAGAACUUGGCUUUUCAAACAUGCAUUUUAAUGUUUUUUGUUUGUUUGUUUUUCAGGACGAAGAAGCAGCAGAAUCUCGCCAAGCCAAGCUGUUUAUUUCCACUCAUAACCGCCAAUCGGAAGAGUGCGCGCAGCUUAUUAAAAGUAUCCUGGCAGGUAUGAAGCUAACUAUACGUCGGCGUUCUGUCAUCACUAUAGGUCACUUCAAUCUGGUAUGCUUAAAAGAUUUGUCAGCUUACAAACUCAGUAAACCAUGAGGGCGAUGUUUAGCCUAGCUUGACGAUGAAGUAGUUGAAGCAUCUCGCUACUUUCCCGGGCCAGGAAAUUCUAGUGCCCCCUAAUCUAAUGAGCUUGAAAGAUUUUUAACCUACAAACUUAUACCUACGCAGGGUGAUAUUUCUACCAGACGUAAAGAAAUGAUGUUUUUGAGUUUGUGGUAAGGUGUUCUUGUUCUCUUUAGUUUGUGGUGGAAAGAUCAGUGAUGGGAAAGAUCACAUAGAAGACAACAUUGCUGACAUUAAGUCCAUGGUGAAGUCCAUCAAGUCUCUUGUUCAGUGGUGAGUAACUUUGGGUUGAACCUUUUAACCCCUAAGAGUGAUUAGCAUCUAAUUUCUCCUUACAAUAUCACCUCUGAAUCAAACAUGAAGGUCAUGAGAAUAAAGGAAAUGAUCACCAAGUAAAGAAGGGCUUAAUUGUUGAACAAAUCCUCCUCAUCAGCACCUUAGUAAUGUACAGAGACCAGUAUGGAGAAUAUGCAUGCUGAUUAUAGGGUGUAGAUAAAGCUGUUCACUUAAAUUUUUUUUUCUUUUUGGAGAUUGAAAUAAGGCUUUUAAUCUCCUACUGGUACACAUUUCAAAUAAAUGAAAAUGGCCUUCCCUAUCCAAUACGAAUUGGCGAUCAAGGAAUCAACGCUAAAAAAAGAAACCAAAAAAGAAAGAAAAUCUUUGGGGAGGGAAAAACCAAAAUUAAACGCUUUCCACGUGUCACUCUUAGCCGGAAUCGACCACUUAAAAAGUCAGAAAUGGAAAGUAAGUCAACUUUGCUUUAAAUCUCUAACCUUGGAAAAUUUCCUAGGGUUCACGACCAUCUAUUGUCACUGGCAUCACCACUUGUACCAGACGAGUCAGGCGCCAGUGGAGGGAAGACGCCCAUUGCUGCCCCUCCUCCCACCUUUGCGUCAGGUAGGAGAAAUCGUGAAGAUUCCCACGACACAUAGUUUGUCGAAAAAACAGACAUUACAGGUCCCUUUUGAUCUGAAAUCGAAUACUGAUUAUAACCAUCAGGGUUUGAAGUCGGGCAAACUUUUGAAAACUCCUCGGAACUGGGUAGAAUUUGCAGCAAUUGUAAACGUUUAACUGUCUUAUCUUAAUUUGGUUCCUAAUCCUCCAGCACUUCGUCAAGGCAGCGGCUCCGUCACACCGAGUAGUAAGGAAUCUGGAUCAUCGGAUGUUGGUUCUCCCCACCCAGUCAUCUUACAGAGAGACAUGGCAGCGAGCCCUUCAGGUGCUGGCUCACCAACUGCCUCUUCCAGGGUCGUGGCGGUUGCAAGUCCCAGAAGAAUUUCGUCGGCAAAUCUAGCAAGAGAUCCCAGAACUGGCAAAGGUAAAAGAAACUCGUCUCUCUUUUUCCGAGCUUGCUUAAUACUCACAGGGCGUGCCUUUCAAUGACUACCUUUUCCAAGCUUUAUGCAUGCAUGAGCUCGCAAUGAAAUGAAGGCAAUGGCUAUAGUUCAGAAAUUGUCUUCGUUUUGCUCGGUUCAAGAUCUCAUUCAUUCAUUCGUCACAGCUGAGCAUGAUGGUUCAGAAUGUGACGCGUAUCUAGUCGACCUUAUCGCCUCAAGAAGACCGUAAUAUGCAGUCGAAACGUGGCAAUCUUCAUCGGAAAAGACAACAUCGUGAGCCAAACGAUUAUGCCAAAACCUUAUUUUACGCUUUCGUCCACGGGUUUUAAAUUGUUCAUGGUUUAACGCCCGCUUGAUAUUAUAGCCUAUCUACAGAGCACGACACUUAAAGUCUUGUUGUCUGUUACAGCUCUUCAGGAGAGGAACACUUAUGCUAUCAGUGUGUGGCGUCGGGUUAAAGCAAAACUGGACGGUAGAGAUCAGGAUAACAAGAAAAUGUCCAUUGCUGACCAGGUAAUCAAAGGACUAAAGAUAAAGUUCUAAGCUGAUAUAGAAUACCUCCUAAGUAUCAUAGAAUGGUAGGUGCCGUGAUGAUAGCGACGAGGUGGUCACCAUGGCAACAGCCCUUCGAAAGGCGCCUAAGUACAGAACACCGACAAACAAGUGUGUGGAUGGAUAAUCACGCAAAAGGAAGGUGGAGGGGGAGGGGGGGAGAGUAAGGAGGGAAACACAGCCAGUAAAGCAAACUUUAGCAAAAGCACUUGACAAUGCCGCUAAACUCCCUUGCGCCCCCCCUCCCUUCCCACAUGUCAUUGAUGAAACCCUUGCAUUGACUUGGUUUUGCCUUCGCCUUCAUUACAUAUAGCUUCAUUAAGAUUAGAGUAUCUCCUGUCUGGACACAGUUCAAUACUCUGAUUUCUCUAAUUUAUGUCAUAUCAUUAUGUUGUAUUUUUACUCUUCUAAGGAACGUCUAAGUUCUUAAUGGCCACGAAGCAUGUUUGGAGCGCUAUAAUCGUUAUAAGCGCUAUAUCUGAACUUGUGUUCUGUUAGAUGAUGUUAAUGUCUUCUCCUAGGUUGACUUUGUUAUCCGUGAAUCCCGGAGCGUGGACAAUCUGUGUCAGAUGUAUGAAGGGUGGACUGCAUGGGUGUGACGUCAUCAGCAUGGAAGCAGUUGUCAAUAUGUGUAUGAUCCACUUCAGUAGGAGGAGCUAACAUGGACCAACCACAGCCAUCUUCGUAGCAUCACAGAAAGGCGUAAACGCGUUCGUCAGCUUUCUUAAGGCUACGUACUGUCAUGUAGCUAACAACAACAGCAAGUAUUUAUCAUUCAAAAUAAACGGCAGGCCGGCGACCUUGCCGUAGUGAUACUUACACAACUAAGAAAGAUUUGAAUUGUAAUGGCGAUGCAUUGUAAGUGGUUUGGCGCGCCACAAGCUUGGUUUAAUUAUGUUCCUGGCUUUUGUUAUGCCUGUGGUAGAGAGAGGGAAAUUAGCUAGAAGACACCUCUUGGCUUAGUGAACUUCAAAUCCACCGUUUUUUCUUUUUCAUUUCACUAACCAGAGGCACUAAAAGCAAGGUAUUAAGAAAUAGCGAUUUCCCUGAAAGUUAAAGAAUUUAGAACUAAGAUUGUUCCAAAGCCUCUCGUCGACAAACUAAAAAUCAGUUAUCGUAGAUCUGAAAAAAAAGCUUGAGCAAAACCUAAGAUAGUGAUUUGAAGAGCAACAAUUAAACAUAGCUCCUUCUUAGUUCUUUAUACAUCCGAGAUUUGCAUAGGUGUAUUAGUGAUUCCAAACAGCACAAGCAACUAAUCAUACCAUCUGAAACGGAAGCCUUGAGAGGGGGUUUUCGUCAACCGUGAUUAUUGAAGUACCUACAGCUGAUAAAGUUGGAAGAUCAUCAGAAGAACUUGGAAAUGUUCCACUUAAAUAUUCCAAAUAUAAGAAAUGUUGCACCGAGGCAUUUACUGUAGGGAAAAUUUUAUCUGUAGCAAACUAGAUAUUCGAACGUAGUUUCAUAGCACGCUUCUAUCGAGGAGAACUAUAUCUCCCUUUGUCAUCUUACGUUGUGAAAAGAAACACAGCGUGAUUGCAGCACGCAGUAUUUCACCAGAUUUACUUGACCAGCACAGUUUGUGCAGCAAACUUCCAUCAAAGCGAAAGGCUGGUGAAUUUCUAUUUUAGCUUCGUAUUCUUUUAGUUGUUGAUUGUUCUUAGAUGUUUUUUCUUAAGUCGAUUUUAUUGACUCUUGAUUUGGAGCUUACGCUGUUGACUUUUCCUUCGUAGUAUGCCAGUCAGUGUUUCUUGUUUGAGUAAAUUUUUUACAAAACAUGUAACCUACAAAGUGACCUUGCAGAAUUGGUGCUGAACGCGCCGUCGUGGCACUGUAUGUUUGCAAUGUAUAAUCGACAAUUUGGUAGAUUUUUAAGCCAAAUAUAAUAAAUCUAAGAAACUGUUCACACACACACAACCCCCCCAACAUAUGAACAUCAUUCCAAGAACAAGAACAGUCUUGUGUGGAAGAUCUCAGUUGGAUUUAGAUAGAAUCCUGUGACGCAAAUCUUUUCCACCAAAAAACGCGAAAGCAACUCCGCAAGAUUCGUUUUACUUUCCUCUCGGAGACCAGCUUCACUGAGGCGAUAAAAUUAACUGCAAGGGGAUCCGAUCUGUUAGCUUAUUUUUUUUCUUGUUCCGAACCUUUCCGAAAUCGUCGCCAAAAAUCAUCGGCAAGUAUUCUUCGUAAAUUAAAUCAACAUCUUUUACCGUAACGGAAUUUAACUCUACCGUCAAUUAAAACCUAAAGAGUCUUCAAAUUUGUUACUCUCGCUUCAUCCAACUUUUCUGAGGUUACGUAUGGCAUACAGUAUGAAUUGUCAGCAGUGUAAGCCUGAAAUCAUUUUUUUGUGGUUAAAGCAUAAGCUCGAUUUGUGCCCAACCGGCUUUGGAGGUUUUUAAUCUCCAGCCCGCAUGUCAACCAUCUCUUUGUGGUCCUUUUGUUGAGAUCGUUACUGGGACCUUGUCUAAUAUGAGCCUUGUAGGGCCUGUGGUGUUGGGUUAUAUUAAACGCUAUUUUUAUUGGAAUUUAACAGUUAACUGUUAAACUCGUUGGUUUUAUGAGAUAAUGAUGUAAUCGAGUUUUGGAAAAGGUUAAUUGAAGUUUCCCUUUU